AUGUCUCAAUAUCCUGAUCCCUCUCUUAUAGAAGAAGUUAGAAAAGUUUUAGCUGAUGAAAUGGAGGACAACACAGAGGAUCAAAUUAUGAUGCUGUUGGAGGAGUGGCAAAUGCACCACACUACUUCAAAUAUGCAUCCACGUAGUCGAAGAUAUUAUGAUCGAGAGCGGGGUGUCGGGCAUGUGCGGCUCUUUAAUGAUUAUUUUGCCGACAAUCCAGUUUAUCCUUCACAUAUAUUCCGCCGACGGUUUCGAAUGAGAAGAGAAUUAUUCCUUCGACUUGUGGAGUCCAUUACAAAUCAUUCUGAGUUUUUUCAAAUGAGGCUUGAUGCUGCAGGCAAAAAGGGACUUUCUCCUCUUCAAAAAACCACGGCGGCUAUCCGACAGUUAGCAUAUGGAGCACCAGCUGAUCAGUUGGACGAGUACAUACGGAUGGGUGAAACUACUGCAAUCGAGUGUUUGUCACAAUUUUGUCGAUGUGUGAUCGAUAUUUAUGGGGCACAAUACUUGAGAAGGCCUAAUGCUAAUGAUGUUGAACGUUUACUUAAUUUGCAUUCCGAGCGGCAUGGCUUCCCUGGCAUGCUUGGUAGCAUUGACUGCAUGCACUGGCAAUGGAAGAAUUGCCCCGUGGCAUGGAAAGGUCAAUUUACUCGAGGUGAUCAAGGAUCUCCCACAAUAAUGCUAGAAGCAGUCGCAUCAGCCGAUUUAUGGAUAUGGCAUGCAUUUUUUGGUGUCGCGAGGUCUAACAAUGACAUCAAUGUGCUCAAUCAAUCUCCACUAUUUAAUGACGUAUUGCAAGGAUACGCUCCUGAUGUUCAAUUUAUGGUAAAUGGCACCCAAUACAAUAAAGGAUAUUAUCUAGCAGAUGGCAUAUAUCCAGAAUGGGCAACAUUUGUUAAAAGUUUUACAUCUCCUAGAGAUCCAAAGAGGUUAAAGUUCAAGCAAAUGCAAGAGGCUGCAAGAAAAGACGUUGAGCGAGCUUUUGGAGUGCUCCAAUCUCGUUGGGCUAUUAUACGUGGUCCUGCUCGAUUUUGGCACAGAGCAAAACUCAAAGAUAUAAUGUACACAUGUAUCAUAUUGCACAAUAUGAUUGUGGAUGAUGAAGGAGAUGCAAUAAGAAACUGGGAUGCUGACGAUGACGAUCCAACGAUUCCUGUGACUCAAGGUUCGGCCGAAAAUUUUCAAUAUUACCUUCAAAGGAAUGCGGAAUUACGUGAUCGAGAAGUACAUCAUCAACUUCGAUCAGACUUGGUCGAGCAUAUUUGGGAACGAUUCGAAGGCAAUGACAAUGAAAACUAG
Messenger RNA from Coffea eugenioides, 1299 nucleotides. Its product is annotated as protein ALP1-like. The coding region runs from base 1 to 1299 and encodes 432 amino acids. The record is from RefSeq and is a predicted model, not a curated record. The transcript has a single exon. Lineage: Eukaryota; Viridiplantae; Streptophyta; Magnoliopsida; Gentianales; Rubiaceae.